Trichoderma citrinoviride is the source of this 663-nucleotide messenger RNA. Its product is annotated as RraA-like protein. NCBI's taxonomy places the organism in Eukaryota, Fungi, Ascomycota, Sordariomycetes, Hypocreales, Hypocreaceae. The record is from RefSeq and is a predicted model, not a curated record. The transcript has 3 exons. Bases 1 to 663 code for a protein of 220 amino acids.
AUGGCUCAGUCAUCGCCGCUGUCCAGCAGCAUCAUUGCGCAGCUCGAGAAAUACUCGGCAUGUGACAUCUCGGACGCCCUGCUCAAGCUCAAGGUCCCCGGCGCAGGCUACGUUGCGGACCUCGUGGCAUACAGCCCGCAGCAGGCCAGCCAUGCGGCUGCAUCACCACCAGUCACCGUGGCUCCUGUAUCUACAAAUAUCCCCAAGGACGUCCAUUGGGCUGACUUGGCCGAGCCCGGCAGCUUUGCCGUGCUGAAGCAGCCGGAGGGCCAGACAAACGCCGUCUGCGGUGGCAUCAUGGCCCUGAGGAUGAAGGUUCGCCAGGUAGCGGGCAUCAUCGUUGCCGGGAGAGUGAGAGACCUGGAUGAGUUGAGAAGCACCAAUUUGCCUAUCUGGGGCUACGGCACCUCCACCGUAGGAUCGGGCGGCGGCUGCGUGCCCUGGGCGACUCAGGUGACGGUCCGGGUCAACGGGGUCGACAUCAGCCCCGGCGACGUUGCCUUCAGCGACCCGGGCAACGGUGUCGUGAUUAUUCCCCGGGACAAGGUCGACGACGUCUUGGACUUGCUGCCGGGCCUUGUUGCCGCAGACAUCAAAGUCAAGGAGGACGUUGCUAGGGGCAUGCCUGUUUAUGAAGCGUUCAAACUACACCGGGGCUCGUAG